Messenger RNA from Owenia fusiformis, 2224 nucleotides. NCBI's taxonomy places the organism in Eukaryota, Metazoa, Annelida, Polychaeta, Sabellida, Oweniidae. The record is from the annotation of a GenBank genome assembly.
CUCAGUACAAGCAUGAAAAGAUGGCGGAUAUUAGUGAGCUGAAGCAUAUGGUUAUGAGCUUCAGAGUAUCUGAGCUCCAAGUUUUGCUCGGAUUUGCUGGAAGAAACAAAACAGGCAAGAAACAAGAACUCCUACAGAGGGCGCUGCAGCUAGUCCAGAAAGGUUGCUCAACUCCUGUACAGAUUAAAAUUAGAGAACUUUAUAGACGUUUCCCAAGCAAGACCAGUACCGCUCAUACCUCUCCAGUAAAAGCCCCGCACAAUCGUCAACCAAACACUCUACAAGAUGCCUUAGGAAGUCCACUAGAUUACAGUAAAGGUGCAGUGGCGCCCUCUAGUCAAGUCCCCGUUCACCCAGAUGUCAACUUUAGACCACUUGCAUUCUAUGACAAACUAGGAGAACUGCUGAAGCCUUCAAGUCUUGUUCCAAGGGGUAAUUCAAGGUUUCAAGAGACAUUCUUUGUGUUCCACCUGACACCCCAACAGGCGCAGGAUAUUGCCCUAUCCAGAGAUAUCCGCCCUGACAUGAGGGCAGAGUACACAGUCCAGGUGCAAUUAAGGUUUUGUCUAUUAGAGACAAGCUGUGAACAAAAUGACAAUUUCCCUCCCAGCAUUUGUGUUCGAGUCAACGGCAAGAUGUGCCCUCUACCCAAUCCUAUUCCAACAAAUAAACCGAAUGUGGAACCACGAAGACCCCCUAGACCAGUGAAUAUAACACCACUGUGUAGGAUAUCACCCACCUCUCCCAACCACAUUAACAUUUCAUGGUCAAAUUCAGACUUUGGAAGGAGUUUCUGUGUGGCAGUUUUCCUAGUGAGAAAACUGAACUCUGACAUAUUGUUGCAUCGACUAAAACAAUCUGGUAUACGUCAUCCCGAUCAUACUCGUGCACAAGUAAAAGAAAAAUUAGCUCAAGACAUGGACAGUGAGAUUGCUACAACAAGUUUGCGUGUCUCACUAAAUUGCCCCUUGGGCAAGAUGCGUAUGUCUACACCAGGUCGCUGUUCAUCAUGUACCCACCUGCAGUGUUUUGAUGUACCUAUGUACCUACAAAUGAAUGAGAAGAAACCCACUUGGAUCUGCCCAGUGUGUGAUAAACCUGCACAUUAUGAAAAUCUCUUCCUUGAUGGAUACUUUGCUGAGAUUAUACGAGAUGCCCAGGGUGAAACAGAGAUCCAGUUUCAUGCUGAUGGUACAUGGUCCAGACAAGAAAUCAAGAAAGAAGUAGAUUUGAUCUCAACUACACCUGUAGUGAAGGCACCAGCUGCCCAAGUAGCAGUGAAAGAGGAAGAAAAGAAGCCAACGGUUGUAACAGUGGACCUGACACUCUCCAGUGAUUCUGAAGACGAUGAGCCAAAGAAAGCCCCCUCAAUCUCACAAUCCCUCUUCCCAGCUGGAGAUACAACGUCUCAAAUGUCUUCUGGGAUACCUCCAGUCCCUCCAUUGAUCCCCCUCUUACAGAAUGAGUUGGCAUCAGCAAUAGGAAGUAUAUCUGUGACGCAACCAACUACAACGCUAGCCUCCACUAUGACCUCAGCAGGUGCAAGAGGAGAUCCACAUAAUAUACAAUCAAACAAUAUGGAGCUUAUGAAUCUCUUGCAUGGGAAGGAAGGCAUGUCAUCAGUGGACUCAGAGUUGGACAAUCUGCUAUCCUCAAUGCCGACUAGGCCUAGCACAGGGAAUACCACAGUAACAUUGGACGACAGUACACAAGGCUCACCCCCUGAUAUAAUAUCAAUUGACUAGAGAAAUAUAGCUCAAUAAUCAUGUAGAUUCCAUACUCAUAUGUAAAAAUGUUCUUAGAAUUCCACAUUGAACAAAGGGAGGUGUGUGUGCAAAUGAAAAUGCAUUUACGACAUGUACUCUGUACAGAUCAGGUUCAUGUAAAAAGAUGGUCUCCUUGCUAUUAAUUUAUAAAAUGACCUAACCAUGACUCUUCCUUAUUAGUUAACAUUCAACCAGGCCCAUGUAAAAGGAAGGCGAUGAUUUUUCAGAAACCAUCAUUCAGUUGCAUGGGUAUAUGAUUAUUACAUGAGGAGAAAAUAUGGUACAAUUUAUUUGUAUCUUGGUAUAAUUUAUGGUGCAGACUCAACUCAUGUUGUGUGGCAAUUAAUUUAUUCUGCGGAAAAUGUGCUCCAUUAUGUAGUGAUAUGGUGAUAUGAAUGGCCUAUAAGACUGUAUCAUCAUUCAUGUCAUGUCACGUCACAUUGACUAUGUCAUGUCAC